This is a messenger RNA of Bombus pascuorum, 462 nucleotides long. RefSeq names its product locomotion-related protein Hikaru genki-like. Lineage: Eukaryota; Metazoa; Arthropoda; Insecta; Hymenoptera; Apidae. The record is from RefSeq and is a predicted model, not a curated record. The transcript is spliced from 2 exons. The coding region runs from base 44 to 343 and encodes 99 amino acids.
UUAUCUCAGUCAGGUGCUUUAUUCCUGCGAUGAAGGAUACGAGAUGACUGGUCGUGCAAGACUGACAUGCGAUAUCGAUGAGCGCUGGAACGGACCGCCACCACGUUGCGAGCCAAUUCUGUGCGAUCCUCCUGCUCCUGUUCCACAUAGUUAUAUUCAAAUCGAUGAAGUCGACGAGACCGAGACAGUACCAUCGAAAACGAACUUCAGUCGAAGUCUUCUCGUAGGCAGUAUCGUUACAUACACUUGCGAGAAGGGUUAUAGACUUUCUGGCUUCCGACAAAUAUUAUGCUUGCCUACUGGCUUAUAUGAUCAUGUCGCACCCACUUGUACGGGUAUGUGAUUUAAUUAUUUUUAUGGAAUAAAUACAAAUUUAAUUAUUUCUUUAGAAAGAGAAGCAAGUCAUUUUUCGUGAUAGUGUUUGCAAUCUUCAAAUACGAGGAUAAUUUAAUUUCAUAAUUA